AUGACGCAUUAUUCAACACACAAAUAUAAAAACAAAUCAGGGAGAGUGGCAAAAGGCAGCAGCUCACGGGCGCCACCCUCUCUGAGGAGCCCCACCACUUCCUUUCAUGUGAGAAUUCAACACGUCAAGCACCGAGUUGAAAUCAAUGGUCUGACCAGUCUCGUCCAGCCUCUGAAUGAUGGAAACAACAUGGUCAGCCCUGUAACCCAUCCCCACCAACUUCUCGAUCAACUCAUUGUAUUGGUGUCCAACUCCCCUGUGGUGGAAGGAUUGCGGCUGUCCGUACGCAGGAGCAGCCGAGGUCUUGUUGAGGUGCUGAGGUGGCGGCAUUGGGGAAGUCGGCCUGCCAUAGCCAUAGUCUUGGGGCGGUGGUGGGCCCACAUACGCGGCCGAGGGCCUCUGCAUGGGUAUGCUGCUUGGGGCCCAUGCCCAUUUCAGGGGGCUGAUGAGGUGGGAUCACAUAAGGGGUGGUGUAGACUCCCAUCUGAGGCUGAGGCUGUGGAGUGGAGGCCCACUGCUGCUGAUAUGGAGGUGGUGGUGGCACCUGCUGCUGCUGAGGAAGGGGCUCAGUUAGAUUUUGUGGUGGAUACUGUUGAGAUGGGGCUGACAAGGAUUCCUUGUGCGCAAGCUGAAGCUUCGCGAGCUCCUUUUGAGUAUCAGCCAGUUCCUGCUUGUCCCUUAGAAUCUGCACUGACCUAUGGACCUGCAUUCACAACAAUUCAUAAUUCACCUAACUAA
Molecule: messenger RNA, 738 nt
Organism: Striga asiatica
Lineage: Eukaryota; Viridiplantae; Streptophyta; Magnoliopsida; Lamiales; Orobanchaceae
Source: the annotation of a GenBank genome assembly